CGAACAACAACGCAACGUUAUCAUCAGGUUUUGACUCGGCAUUCUACUGGCGUCUGUUGGAAAAUUUGCCUAUCACUUGUCCACAGGUAUGAAGAGGCCUCGGAGUCCAACCCAGUUGCUGCAGAAAGGCAGUGGCGGCGGCCAUGGUGGAGGCGUGUGCUUGCCCUUCAACCUGUGUGGCGAGCUGCUACAGGAGCCAGAAGAAGGACACCCAGAUGGCCCUCAGCAGAUGAAAAGGCUGCUCUACUCCCUCUGCGAGGUGUGCAACCUCCAGCUCAACUCAGCCGCCCAGGCCCAGGUCCACUACAACGGCCGUUCCCACCUGCGCAGGGUCAAGCAGCUCAACAAUGGAGAGCUCCCCCCGAGCACAGGCAGCGGCACCAGUCCAGCACCGGCCGGCACUCUCACCUGCUCCAGCACAGGAAGUGCCUUCCAUAGCAGCUGUCUCCCGGCGUUGGUGCGGACCCCUCCUGUUAUGACGCAGUCCACUCUGGAUAUGAAGUCCUUCAUGUCCUUCCCAGUGGACACCACAUCAGCAGUGGGACUCUUCCCCAACUUCAACACAAUGGACCCUGUGCAGAAGGCCGUAAUUAAUCACACAUUUGGAGUCUCCAUCGCGCCGAAGAGAAAGCAAGUUAUUUCCUGCAACAUCUGCCAACUGCGCUUUAACUCAGAUAGCCAAGCCGAUGCGCACUACAAAGGCAGCAAACAUGCCAAGAAGCUCAAAGCGCAAGAGACGCCUAAACAUAAGACCCUGAAAAACAACAGCAUACCCAGCCAGGACAGAGGAAAGAGAUUCAUGUCCUCCACCACCUCCUCUUCCUCCUCCAGUAUCGCUGUCACUGCCUGCAGCUCUGAACAACCAGUUAAAAUAGGGUUAUAUCCAAACAAUCUCUACACCAUGGCGUCUUCAAAAUCGUUUUUCCAAGCUGCUGGCCUGGCAUUGGCGCCCUCAUCUAUCCUGUGUAAACCUCUGUGUGAGCCCACACCUGCCAGUCCGGCCCCAGAGAUGUCAAAGCCCACCCUCACUAAACCAACCCCAGUGCCUGCUGUGCCUGCUGCCCCCGCCCCGUGCAAGCACUCCGACGAAUCAGAGGAGGAGAAGGCCAAGAAGCUUCUCUACUGUUCGUUAUGCAAAGUGGCCGUCAACUCCCUCUCCCAGCUUGAGGCCCACAACACAGGUUCCAAGCACAAAACGAUGCUGGAGGCGAGGGAUGGAGCAGGGCCCAUCAAAGCCUAUCCCAGGCCAGGGGCUAAGCUCAAGGUCCAGGCCACCAUCACCAAAGGCUCAGGCCUGCAGAAUAAGAUGUUUCACUGCGAAAUCUGUGAUGUCCACGUCAACUCAGAGAUCCAGCUCAAACAGCACAUUUCCAGUCGGAGGCACAAAGACCGAGUGGCCGGGAAACCCUUGAAGCCCAAAUACAGUCCUUACAGCAAGCAUCAACACAGCACCGCAACCACCACACUAGAAGCUAAACUGGCAUUCCAGAAGGACCUUCUGAAGCCCCUGUCUCAGGCUUUCCUCUCCAGCCCGUUCAUCCCCACCACAAUACCCUCCAUCUCCCUCCACCCGCGGCCCAACACCUCCAUCUUCCAGAAAGCCGCCCUCCCGCCCUCUUUCCUGCGAGCGGCUCCUGGCCCUAUCCGGCCAACAGGAGGGUCCAUCCUCUUUGCCCCAUACUGACCUUUGAACCCCUCAUCCCGACCACCUGAGCACCGAGGGAGGUCCAGCUUCGUGUGUACAGUGUCCAUAUUAUGACAGCCUCAGAGUCACAAGUAGUUGGUGUCAAACUGUUCCUCAGAGAGCUCUGAGAUGUGUAUGAGAGGUGUUACCAUGGCAAUGUUCACACUGGUGAGGCAGGAUUACGGAGCUUGACCCGACAACAUGUUUCUCCUAAACCUGCUGAACCUUAACCCGAGGGAAGCAUUGAACCACCUGAGCACCGAGGGAGGUCCAGCUUCGUGUGUACAGUGUCCAUAUUAUGACAGCCUCAGAGUCACAAGUAGUUGGUGUCAAACUGUUCCUCAGAGAGCUCUGAGAUGUGUAUGAGAGGUGUUACCAUGGCAAUGUUCACACUGGUGAGGCAGGAUUACGGAGCUUGACCCGACAACAUGUUUCUCCUAAACCUGCUGAACCUUAACCCGAGGGAAGCAUUGAACUGUCUACACCCUGAUUGACUUGAAUUGCUGCGGUUUCUCGGCACAAUGUAAGGACAACACCUGGCAUGUGUAUGGUGACCUAUUAGGACAGCCUCAGUGUCAGGACGUCUUUCAAUCUCACCUUACACAUGAUCGGUGUGCAUUUGUGGUAGUGCUGGACAGCAGAGGAAGUGCUGUGUUGUUUUAGACCGAUGAUGGGGGCUAGCUUGUCUCCAGUGUUUGUAUGGUGGAGAAAGCUAUGGGAUACAGUGCCAUGAUUGACCUCAAAUCAGGCUUUUUUUCUAACUCUUGUGGGCUGAACAACUGACACCAGCUGUGAUUAACUCUUUCAAAACCACAAUAAACAUCCCUGCAAAAUCUGGGAUGUUUUCCUUCGGUCCAUCAAUUUCAGUGUUAUUAUAAGAUAAACAACUGUUUGUUUUUCCAAAGACAAAAUGGAGAAUUGCACAUUAAUGCUGACCUGCCUGUUGUCUGGCACGGACGUCAUUUGAUUGGGCAUUUGAUUUCUAUGUGAUGUCAACGUUUUUGUCAGGGCACUGUAUUGUGACCCCUUAAUGCAAUAAUGUCCAGAGUUUAAGAUACGUGUACAGUAUAUACAAAUCUAUGUUAGGUAGUAUUGUAACAGAGUACUAGAAAUAGAGUUUAUGCACACAUUGUGGUUUGGAGAGUUUGGAAAAUACUGCUUCAAACUUUUUUUUUAAAUCAAGAAACGAGAUAUGAAUGUUAUAGUUGUGCUCCUUUAAGUACGGAAUUGUGAGCUUAGGAUCAAAAUUGAAAAACUGCCAUCUCUGGAUGAUACAGUGAUGUCCUUUGCUAUGCAAGAAGUUGAUAACUAUUGUCACCACAUUUUAAGCAAUAUUGUGUACGGUUUUAACUGCGGCAACAAAAGCAAGAUUUAACCUGUAUGGUGUUAAUAUUGUGACACCCUCAUUCUCAGCAGGACUUGUUUCAAUCUUAGCAGGACUUAGGCUGUCCUAAUAUAGACACAGUCAAACAGAGUUGAUUACAAUAGAAGGUGGCUAGAUGUUUAUCCAUAGGAAUUCUUUGAAGGUAUGCCUUCAGAAAGUAUUCACACCCAUUGACUAUUUCCACAUUUUGUUGUGUUAGAAAAUGGGCUUAAAUUGAAUUUAAUUGUCAUUUUUGAUAACGAUCUACACAAAAUGUAAUGUGAAAGUGGAUAUCUUUUUUGAACAUUUGUAAAAACUAUUCAUGAAAAAUAAAACACUAAUAUAUCUUGAUUAGAUACAGUUGAAGUUGGCAGUGUACAUACAUCUUAGCCAAAUACAUUUAAACUCGGUUUUUCACAAUUCUUGACAUUUAAUCCUAGUAGAAAUUCCCUGUCUUAGGUCAGUUAGGAUCACCAUUCAGAGAAAAUGAUUUAUUUCAGCUUUUAUUUAUUUCAUCGCAUUCCCAGUGGGUCAGAAGUUUACAUACACUCAAUUAGUAUUUGGUAGCAUUGCCGUUAAAUUGUUUAACGUCGGUCAAACAUUUCGGGUAGCCUUCCACAAGCUCCCCACAGUAAGUUGGGUCAAUUUUGGCCCAUUCCUUCAGACAGUGCUGGUGUAACUGAGUCAGGUUUGUAGGCCUCCUCACUUUUUCAGUUAUGCCCACAAAUAUUCUAUAGGAUUGAGGUCAGGGCUUUGUGAUGGCCACUCCAUUACCUUGACUUUGUUGUCCUUAAGCCAUUUUUUCAGAAUUUUGAAAGUAUGCUUGGGGCCAUUGUCCAUUUGGAAGAACCAUUUGUGACCAAGCUUUAACUUCCUGACUGAUGUCUUGAGAUGUUUGCAAGGCUCCCCCUUAUUCCGCCAAACAUAACGAUGGUCAUUAUGGCCAAACAGUUCUAUUUGUGUUUCAUCAGACCAGAGGACAUUUCUACAAAAAGUACAAUCUUUGUCCCCAUGUGCAGUUGCAAACAGUGGUGUGGCUUUUUUAUGUUGGUUUUGGAGCAGUGGCUUCUUCUUUGCUGAGUGGCCUUUCAGGUUAUGUUGAUAUUGGACUCGUUUGACUGUGGAUAUAGAUACGUUUGUACCUGUUUUCUCCAGCAUCUUCACAAGGUCCUUUUCUGUUGUUCUGGGAUUGAUUUGCAUUUUUCGCACCAAAGUACAUUUAUCUCUAGGAGACUGAACGCAUCUCCUUCCUGAGCUGACAUGACAGCUGCGUGGUCCCAUGGUGUUUAUACUUGCGUACAUUUAUUUGUACAGAUGAACGUGGUACCUUCAGCCAUUUGGAAAUUGCUCCCAAGGAUGAACCAGACUUGUGGAGGAGGUCUACAAUUUUUUUCUGAUGCUGAUUUCUUUUGAUUUUCCCAUGAUGUCAAGCAAAAAGGCACUGCGUUUGAAUCUUCUAAAGCCAUGACAUCAUUUUCUGGAAUUUUCCAAGCUGUUUAAAGGCACAGUCAACUUAGUAAACUUCUGACCCACUGGAAUUGUGAUACAGUAAAUUAUAAGUGAAAUAAUCUGUCUGUAAACAAUUGUUGGAAAAAUUACCUGUAUCAUGCACAAAGUAGACGGCGGCAGUGUAGCCUAGUGGUUAGCGUGUUGGACUAGUAACCGAAAGGUUGCAAGUUCAAAUCCCUGAGCUGACAAGGUACAAAUCUGUCGUUCUGCCCCUGAACAAGGCAGUUAACCCACUGUUCCUAGGCAGUCAUUGAAAAUAAGAAUUUGUUCUUAACUGACUUGCCUAGUAAAAUAAAAAUAUGUCCUAACCUACUUGCCAAAACUAUAGUUUCUCAACAAGAAUUUUGUGGAGUGGUUAAAAAAUGAGUUUUAAUGACCAACAUAAGUGUAUGUGAAGUAAGUAUUCAACCCCAUCAGUCAAAACAUGCUAGAAUCAACUUUGGCAGCAAUUACAGCUUUGAGUCUUUCUGGGUAAUGCUCUAAGAGCUUUGCACACCUGGACAAUUUUUGCACAUUAUUAUUUAAAAAAAUGUUCAAGCUCUGUCAAGUUUAUUGUUGGUUAUUGCUCGAAGUCAUAACUGAAACUAGGCCAAUUAGUAACAUUCAAUGUCGUCUUGGUAAGCAACUCCAGUGUAUAUUUAGCCUUUUGUUUUAGGUUUUUGUCCUGCUGAAUGGCGAAUUUGUUCCCAGUGUCUGUUGGAAAGCAGACUGAACCAGGUUUUCCUCUAGACUUUUGCCUGUGCUUAGUUCUAUUUCAUUUAUUUUUAUCCUAAAAACUCCCUAGUUCUUGCUGAUGACAAGCAUACCUAUAGCAUCAUUCAGCCAUCACUUUGCUUGAAUAUAUGGAGAGUGAUACUCAGUGAUGUGUUUUAUGGAUUUGCCCCAAACGUAAUGCUUUGUAUUCAGGACAAAAAGUUAAUUUCUUUGCCAAAAUGUUUGCAGGUUUACUUUAGUGCCUUAUUGUAAACAGGAUGCAUGUUUUUGAAGAUUUUAUUCUGUACAGGCUUCCUACUUUUCACUCUGUCAAUUAGGUUAGUAUUGUGGAGUAACUACAAUGUUGAUCCAUCCUCAGUUUUCUCCUAUCACAGCCAUUAAACUAUGUAACUGUUUUAAAGUGACCAUUGGCGUCAUGAUUAAAUCCUUGAGCGGUUUCCUUCCUCUCCUGCAACUUAGUUAGGAAGGACGUCUGUAUCUUUGUAGUGACUGGGUUUAUUGAUACACCAUCCAAAGUGUAAUUAAUAACUUCACCAUGCUCAAAGGUAGUUUUAAUGUCUGCUUGUCCCUUGUCUUUGUGGUUGAAUCUGUAUUUGAAAUUAAAUUAUUGACUGAGGGAUCUUGUAUGUGUGGGGUACAGAGAUUAGGUAGUCUUGCAAAAAUCAUGUUAUUGAGUCCAUGCAACUUAUUGUGACUUCUUAAGCAGAUUUGUACUCCUGAACUUAUUUAGUAUUGCCAUAACAAAGGGGUUGAAUACUUAUUGGCUCAAUACAUUUCAGCUUUUCAUAAAAAUAUUUUUUUGUAAAAAGCUUUAAAAACAUAAUUCCACUUUGACAUUAUGGGGUAUUGUACGUAGGCCAGUGACAAAUUUAAUACAUUUUAAAUUCUGGCUGUAACACAAAAAAAAUAUGGAAAAAGUCAAGGGGUGUGAAUAAUUUCUUAAGGCACUGUGCCUCUAUGGGUCCACAGUGGGAUUUGUAAUAUGGUGUGUUCACCAGAAUUUACAAAGUCCUCCUAAAAAAUUGGUACCAUACUUGGGUAUUUCUAGAAUAUUAAGUCAUUUACACUGCUCAGAUGAGACAACAGAGGUUAAUUGUGAGGAUGUGGGGACUUGAUAAGUGUAUAAGAUGUAUGUAUGAGAAAAAAAGUAUACAUUGAAAGUAUUUCAAUAAAAUAAUAUAUUUGUUUCACAA
This is a messenger RNA of Oncorhynchus masou masou (cherry salmon), 6463 nucleotides long. RefSeq names its product zinc finger protein 385B-like. NCBI's taxonomy places the organism in Eukaryota, Metazoa, Chordata, Actinopteri, Salmoniformes, Salmonidae. Gene Ontology annotation, cellular component: nucleus. The transcript has 9 exons. Gene Ontology annotation, molecular function: zinc ion binding; nucleic acid binding. The coding region runs from base 89 to 1684 and encodes 531 amino acids. The record is from RefSeq and is a predicted model, not a curated record.